GCUAGCGGAGACGGAGAGUGGUUAGUUGCCAAAAGCCAAAGGCCGAUGAGAUCGGGGCCGCGGGCGAGCGGGUGCUCAAUACUCACAACUCUGUGGACUUUGGUAGCAAGAAAUAAUGGUUGCUAGUUUAUGAGUGCGGCAAAUAAAACCUGACCAUGGAAUGGGAUGACGUGAUAUACAUUUCCCUACUUGGGUUUUCUAUAUUUUUCGGAAGGGUAUUUUCGCAGCUUCCUUGCGGUUCUUACCGAAGAUGGGUAGGAACGUGUGUUGGUCUUGCUAUGGUUGUCACAGUUUCUGGCUACCACUCGCUUCAUCCUCUGUUUUCUACUGCUGCAAAUCUGCUUAUCAUAAAAUAUGCUGAUAAAGCAUGGUGCCACAUCUACAGCCUGGUGUUCUGUUUUGGAUACCUCUUCUUGUUCCGGCUUGGGAGCUACUUUGGACUUCCAUCUCCUCCUGGCCACACAAAUGCUAUACAAAUGAUGAUCACUCUUAAGUUGGUUGGUGUGUGCUUUGAGGUUCAUGACUCUUGGCAGUUAGACAGAGACUUGAAAAUCUCAGAAGAAAACCUGAAGGCAACUGAAGCUGACAAGACCAAGACCAUAUCUGGUAAUAAUGAAGAUCUUCCAGCAAAAGAAUCAGAUUCUGGAGAAUCAACUGUGAGGAGAAGAGUAACAGAGGCUGAGGAGGUACCAGGCAAACCUUGUAAGUCUGCCAGUGAAGAACACGAGGAGCUUCUCCUACGCAAGAAGUACGAGGCCAUCAGCCCUUCUGUGUUGGACGUGUUCCAUUACUCUUUCUUCUACUGCGGUAUCCUGACAGGGCCGUACUACAAGUACAGCGUGUACCGUGACCUGAUGGAGGGCAGGAGUGGAGGCCCCCACUUACAGCCCCUGUGGUGGUGCCUGCAGCGGCUGCAACCUCUCCCUCUCUACGCUGCACUCUUCUUCAUAGUCGGACACUUCUUCCCUCUCAAGUUUGCAGAAGGCCCUGAGAUCUUCAGCGAGUACAGCCUGGGCUACCGUGUGCUGUACAUGACGCCCGUAUUCUUCGUGUUCCGUAUGAGGCUGUACGCAGGCUUUGUGCUCAGUGAAUGUGUGUGCAUCACCGCGGGGCUUGGGGCCUACCCCCAGCGAGGUCUUCCUAGGCCUGGCAAGGGCCCCACCGACCUCAAGGCACUUGAUAGCAACAGCAAGGAGGAAUGUACUAACGAGAUGUACAGCUACGAGACUGUACACAACAUAGACGAGUACGGCUCGGACUUCAGCCCGACUGUGCGGGCGGGUAUGCGGUGCUGGAACAUGACUGUGCAGUGGUGGCUGGCGACCAACGUCUACAGGAGGAUGAAGGCUCCUAAGCCUGUCAAGGAGGCGGUGACGAUGCUGACAUCAGCAUUCUGGCACGGCAUGCACUCAGGCUACUACCUCUCCAUGCUGACGGUGCCGUUCAUCCUCAUGGUCGAGGACUACUACGCCCGCGUCGUCAGGAGGAGGCUCGGGCAAACGGGUGCGGCGGUGUACGACUGGUUCACAUGGUUCCUGAAGAUGCAGUGGUUCGCGUACAUGGGCAUGGCAUUCCUCCUGCUGCGGGUGGAGCCCACGCUGCAGUACUGGAGCUCCAUCGGGUACCUUGGCCACGGCCUCAUCCUCGUGCUGCACGCCUUCGCGCAGUUCAUCAACUUGGUCCUGGGAAAAGCGCAAGACAAGCUGAAGAAGGCGCGUAAGACGGCGUACGGCAGCGAGACGCGACUGAGUGUGAAACGCGUCAAUGAACCGCAGCCGCAGGAGGACCUUAAGAAAAUCCUGUGAAAAAAUACUUUAAUGCAGAAAAUCCUAUGAAAAAUCCUUUAUUGAAGAAAAUCCUAUGAAAAAAUCCUUUAAUGGAGAAAAUCCUCAGAAGAAAUCCUCUGAAGGAAAUUUAAACAACGUUGUUUGCAAACAUGCAUCUAGUUGCCAAAACUAGGAAGUUGCGGUCCCUGUGCUAACUGGUAGUAGAUUUAUGAAUUUAGCGGGGUGAUGGAGGCGUGGUUGAAAAGUUAUAUAAAAGUAAGCAUGGAGAAACUUUUAGCAUGUGUGAAAAUGGUAACAUAAAAUGUAGCUUCACUUUUGGAGAGCAAAAGUGAAAAGUCUUAGUGCUUUCUAAGUAUUGCUUAUUCUUAAACAGUACUAUGAGUGAAGUUCAUGAGAGUUUAUGCAAAAUUGCAGGCAACGUUUAUUGAAGAAUAACUGAGGCAAAUGUAUGGCAUUGACUCCGGUGGAGUAUUGCAGGGUGACUAUAGCGGUGAUGUUGUAUGGCAUUGAAUUAGGUGAAAUUACGCAGAGUAAGUCAUAGUGGUAAUGGUAAAUUAUAUAUUCAGUGAACUCAUACUUAAUGCUGAACUCAGUGGACGUUGUACUUCUGAACUCAUUGAAAUGUUUUAAUUUAGAGUUUCUAAUAUAACUUACAUGAUCUCGGUUCGUUGUUGGUUGUGCUGACGUGUUUGAUCGUUGCUGGUGAACAUUGCUAUGUUUGUUGCUGCCUCAUUUAAUACUUCCUCUUCAAAUGGGCUAAUGGAAACGUUCCCAAAUUUAAAAUAAUGCUAGUUGUCUCAGCAUUGCUAAGCCAUUAGACCUGUUGCUGAUUCUUGUCCAAGCAAAAUUUUCACAGCUUGUUGCGGGUCGCGAACACGCAACACACUGCUCUAAUUUUGCUGUGCUUUACCGCCUGGCCACCUCGCUGAUUUCGCCGUGCCUUUAUGCUUUCUUCAAUUGAAUAUCAUAUUGUUGUUAUUCGCGCUAAAUCUGAGAGACUCCGUCUCUCCCUCCCAGCGACUCUCGGGGGUUUGAGUUUAAUGCACAAAAAGUUCUUUCGGGAAGCUCAGUCAUUAUUCCAAUUCUGGUUGAUGAACGAGUACAUUGCUUGUCCAGGGUGUUAUGUAACGAUGGUUCUGACGGGUCAGCAGGCUAGUAGAACUACCUGCGGGUCUAAUUGUACCGAAAAUCUUGACCUAACACCCCAUCCCUAGUCGCCGCUACCAGAAUGGGCAAUUACAACAACAGUCCCGUAUGGGAACAUCGUAUGGAAUAUAGCGUCCAUUUACUGUCAUGCAAUUGGAGGUCUAAUGACAUGGAUGCUCGUGUAUAUUUUGGUCAGUUUUUGUGUUAAUUUUGCUUUUGUUUUCCUUGUGGCUUCAUCGCUGCUGCCGGAGCCACUCUUGUCACUACCGCCGCAUUUUGAUCGUUAAUGGAAGCCUUCGCUCCACCUACCUUUGUGUUUGCGAGUCUAAAUUUUAUUUAAGCUGGUAAAUUAUUAUCUAAUUAAAUAAAGAUUAUUAUUGAUAUGUUUGAGGUUACAGAUUUUAAGCCGUCUGUCCUGCCAUUAAGAUUACCUCUUGAUGCUUGUUCACCUGCGAUUCAGCGGAUCUUAUCAUAUUGAAUCUAGGCCUAUUCUUCAAUGCCGAAGAUACUAUACUAUACUCAUGUUAUUGUAUUGUUUCGUGUCGGUUAACCGUUAAGUUCGGCACGACCCAACACGGUUGCCUGAUGGCCUAAAAACGGCAAAGUCCGCGGACAAAAAAGGCCUAUUAUUCAAUA
Messenger RNA from Hyalella azteca, 3569 nucleotides. RefSeq names its product lysophospholipid acyltransferase 7 (gene frj). Gene Ontology annotation, molecular function: lysophospholipid acyltransferase activity. Bases 156 to 1805 code for a protein of 549 amino acids. Gene Ontology annotation, cellular component: membrane; mitochondria-associated endoplasmic reticulum membrane contact site. The record is from RefSeq and is a predicted model, not a curated record. Lineage: Eukaryota; Metazoa; Arthropoda; Malacostraca; Amphipoda; Hyalellidae. Gene Ontology annotation, biological process: lipid modification; phosphatidylinositol biosynthetic process. The transcript has 10 exons.